Molecule: messenger RNA, 1469 nt
Organism: Mangifera indica (mango)
Lineage: Eukaryota; Viridiplantae; Streptophyta; Magnoliopsida; Sapindales; Anacardiaceae
Product: probable jasmonic acid carboxyl methyltransferase 2
Exons: 4
Coding region: 294-1412 (372 amino acids)
Biological process (GO): methylation
Molecular function (GO): S-adenosylmethionine-dependent methyltransferase activity
Source: RefSeq, a predicted model, not a curated record
UAGGACAUGAUUCAUAUGGUGAAGGCCUUCAAAUAAUUAUUAAUUUAUCUAUUCAUGUGGCAUUCCCAUUUUUCGCUCUCAUUAUCCAAUAGGACUUUUUCCUACUUGCACACGGAAAAGACAGGUCCAGGAUACAGGUGGUUAGAUACAAAAAUGCAUCCACGUCUUUUUCUUCCUGUCCACACACACCAUUAAUUUCUUAUAGCUACUCAGGUCUUCUAUACCUGGUUCUAUAAAUUUAGUGGCAACGUUCUCAGCUCUUCAUUGGUUAUUCGUUUAGAAAACGUUCAGAGAUGGAAGUCAUGCAAGUUCUUCACAUGAAUGGAGGAGAUGGUGAGAAUAGUUAUGCCAAAAACUCGUCCGUUCAGGACAAGAUUAUAUCAAUAGCAAAACCAGCAGUCGAGGAAGCUGCAAUGGGGAUCUUAAACGACAACAAUAUUCCAGAGAGCAUCGGCAUUGCAGAUAUGGGUUGCUCAUCUGGACCCAACAGCCUCCGAGUCAUCUCUGAGGUGAUGGACGUCAUAUAUGGCAAAUGUAUGAAUCUUGGCCGUCCUUCACCGGAGUUUAGGGUUAUGUUGAAUGACCUUCCGAGCAAUGACUUCAAUGCCAUAUUUGAGUCAUUGCCGUCUUUCCUCAAGAAGCUAAAAGAAGAGAAGGGUGCUGGGUUCGGGCCUUGCUUUGCAGCAGGUGUGGCUGGUUCGUUUUAUGGUCGAGUUUUCCCUAGAAAGAGUCUGCACUUUGUGCACUCUUCUUCUAGUCUUCACUGGCUCUCCCAGGUUCCACCUAUUCUACAGAGCAGUGCCCACAGAGCUUUGAAUAAAGGAAAGAUAUACAUAUCGAAGAGCAGCCCACAGAGCGUUUUGGAUGCAUACUCGACGCAGUUCCAAAAUGACUUUUCUCUUUUCCUGAAAUCACGUGGAGAAGAAGUACUUCCUGGAGGCGGCAUGGUUUUAUCGUUCAUAGGAAGGAGGACUUCAGAUCCUACUACAGAAGAGAGUUGCCACCACUGGGAGAUUUUAGCGCAUGCACUAAUGAGCAUGGUUUCGGAUGGUCUGAUUGAAGAGGAAAAACUAGAUUCGUUCAAUGCUCCUUACUAUGGUUCAUGCGUGGAAGAACUGAAACCGGAAGUAGAAAAGGAAGGGUCAUUCAUAAUCGAUCGCCUUGAAGCAUUUGAAAUUGAGUGGGAUGGAGGUGAUGGUAAAGACAUAAAGAACACAUUUGGAGAACUGUCAAGAGGGCAGCGAGUGGCAAAGACUAUAAGAGCCGUCGUGGAAUCAAUGGUGGCCCAUCACUUCGGAAACCACGUUCUGGACGAGCUAUUUCGAAGGCAUGCUCAGAUGGUGGAAGAUCACUUGUCAAAGACUGAAGCCAAGUUUAAUAAUUUAGUCGUUUCCAUGAUUAGAAAGGGUUAGCAAUUAUCACUGUAAUUGGCAUCAGAUCUAAAUAAUAAUGUUUGUUUUUUUAUUAAA